Messenger RNA from Phanerochaete carnosa HHB-10118-sp, 640 nucleotides. RefSeq lists its product as uncharacterized. NCBI's taxonomy places the organism in Eukaryota, Fungi, Basidiomycota, Agaricomycetes, Polyporales, Phanerochaetaceae. The transcript is spliced from 2 exons. Bases 158 to 355 code for a protein of 65 amino acids. The record is from RefSeq and is a predicted model, not a curated record.
CAGGUAUACGCCUAUAACCGUUUUGGUGGUGCCCGUAGGCGACGGCUUCGACGCUCCAGGAAAAUUCUUGGCCAACUGGAAGCCCACGACGCGAUUUCCUUUGGCACUGUUCGUGCCGACAACGGUGAGGAGGACGUGUGGGAUGGCGAGGGCGAGAAUGGCGCAUAGGGUGGCGAGGGCGGUAGAUUCUCUGCCGCUCGUGCUCGCAAUGCUGAUCUUGUCGUUGUCCAUUCACUUCCUCUACCGACACUCGCCAACGAUCCACUAUACCCCCAAGAGCCGACUCUUGAUCUUAGACCUCGGUUUUGUUCUCUUUGCCUGCGGCGCCUCCGUAACUUGCCCACCGCAAUCUUGAAAUGCUUCCAAUUGCGGGUACACCGAUCGCCGUGGAGGGUGUAUGUGAUAGCCUUGAGCGUACAAAAGGACGCUGUAGUGCCGCGCAGCCUUACGCCAGAACUUGUACCAUCUCUGAGCCUCCACAUGCGCCCUGGGGCGGUGCAAUAGGCGAGAAAUACGCGGGUCGCGAAAUCGUCAGGUAUUCUUGCCAGUAAGGCUGCCAUGGUAUGCGCAUGAUUGCGCAGGGCUAGACGUCGGCGAGAGUAUGUUGAUGGGGAAGGUAUUGGUGAUGGCGCUGCUUGCG